AUUACGUUAUUUCAUCAUUAAUGAACUUAAUCACAUAAAUCUGGCUCCUCACAUGGAGACUUUUAAUCAUCGUUGUUAGUGUUUUUCGAAAAAUGACACGGAAUUGGUGGGCACAUAUUUGCACCAAAUGGUAACAUUUGGACGAAAUGUAUUGGAUACGAAACCGAUAGCGUAGUUGAAUUUUCGUUCUUCUUGUACGACUUUUCUUUUUGUUCUUUUUUGACCCAUUAAUGGUUGCUGAACUGCUUGUCCAAGACUUUGGACCGGUGAGAUUCGCUAGAGAAAUAUAGAUUUUCCUAUGGGCCAUCGUCGGAUUUGUUCCUUCCUUGCAAAGACAGAAAGGCCAUCAAUAUAAACUCAUGGAAAAGAGAAUGUACUUGGAAUUUUCAAGGACCAGCACACGACAAUAAGAGAAGGAGCCAAGUCAAAGAAGACGAGUGGGCACGUGACGAUACAUGAUUCGCUUGCUUGCUGGGCAAAGCAUCCUGUCAAUUUCGCCGGUUCAACCGAGAAAGAAAUGCCUGCCCACCUUCUUAUAAAUGGGGCGUCACUUCAAGAAACUCAUGUUUCUCGCGCAAACGAACAGAUCUUUGACAUUUCAAGAUUAGGUUGUAAAACACAGAAGUUCUUUUUCUUUUGUUGAAGAUGUAUGUGACGCGGCCUCUGUCCAUGUACCGGCAGCAUCCCGAGGCCCUCUCGGAGGCUCCGCCGGCGGGGCCUGGCUCUGGAUACCUGGUGAUCCAGGACGAGGAAGCCCAGAACUUCCGCUUCCUCGGGCUGUUCAAGGACGGCGAGCUCUACGACUUCCCCUUCCCUCAGAACAAGGACCUCACACUCCGGAACAGUGACGGUGAAUUCACAUCCCAUGAUGAGGUGUUCAUGAUCCCAGUCGUCGGCCAGCCCUUGUCCUCCAAUCAAUACUAUGUGAUUCAGCGUCGUGGGAAGCGCAAAGGGGAAGCGCAUGCUAAUUCGAUGGAAGAAGACACGGGCACCUGCUUGUGCUUCCGAUACGUUCCAGACAAGAAACCGAGCCCGUUGGAUCCUGACGACAUAUACCAGCAGUUCGUGAUUUACCAGCGUGAGAUUUUGGGGUUCGGCGGCUUCCAUGCAAAGUCCGUCGCCCCAGGUGGGUACCCUCCAAGUUUCCUGAAGAGGAAAGGCUGGACCCUCAAUGGCAAAACGCCCAAGAACUUUUUCUUGGAUAACGAUGCGCCAGGAGUCAACGACUCUCAGAGGUCAAAGCUCCCGAGCCUUGACUUCUCGAUCGAAAGGAAGAGCUUGGACCCAGUGGUGGUGGGGAAGUGGUACUGCCCGUUCAUGUUCAUCAAGGACGGGGAGGUUGGGGACCAGAUCAAGACCUCGGCGUUCUACGAGAUGACACUGCAACAGAGAUGGGAACAGGUCCAUGUGUGUGAGAAUCAUGCCAGUGAAGGCAAUGCUGUGGAUGUGGAUGUGCUUGUUCAGAAGGAGGCCAUCACAGUGUUUGGUGAGAAAGCUGGGGAGGGCGAUGUGAGUGAUGGAGUGGUGUGGUUUAGGAGUAAGAGAGGAGGGAUAGGGCUAGGCAUGGCGAUUGUGGAGAGGAUGAGGUGGGAGGAAGAGAGAGUGGGUUGGGUGAAGGAGGGAGAGAAGAGAGUGAGGGUGAAGAGAGCGGAGGAGUUCAUCAAAAGCGGGUCGAGCGAGAAUUGGAAGAGGUUUGGCUGUUAUGUGUUGGUGGAGAGUUUUGUGCUGAAGAGAAUGGAUAAGACUUUGGUGUUGGCUUAUGACUUCAUGCACACGCACCAAGUGAGGAGCAAAUGGGAGUGACAUUUCCUCAUCA
Eucalyptus grandis is the source of this 1816-nucleotide messenger RNA. RefSeq lists its product as uncharacterized. Lineage: Eukaryota; Viridiplantae; Streptophyta; Magnoliopsida; Myrtales; Myrtaceae. The transcript is spliced from 2 exons. Bases 646 to 1803 code for a protein of 385 amino acids. The record is from RefSeq and is a predicted model, not a curated record.